Molecule: messenger RNA, 2404 nt
Organism: Megalops cyprinoides (Indo-Pacific tarpon)
Lineage: Eukaryota; Metazoa; Chordata; Actinopteri; Elopiformes; Megalopidae
Gene: orai1a
Product: ORAI calcium release-activated calcium modulator 1a
Exons: 2
Coding region: 1-699 (232 amino acids)
Biological process (GO): store-operated calcium entry
Cellular component (GO): membrane
Molecular function (GO): store-operated calcium channel activity
Source: RefSeq, a predicted model, not a curated record
AUGAGUCUGAACGAGCAUUCGCUGCAGGCUCUGUCGUGGAGGAAGCUGUAUUUGAGCAGGGCUAAGUUGAAGGCUUCGAGUCGGACGUCAGCUCUUCUCUCGGGUUUCGCGAUGGUGGCUAUGGUGGAGGUGCAGCUGGACCCAGACCACGAGUACCCCCAGGGGCUCCUGAUCGCCUUCAGCGCCUGCACCACCAUCCUGGUGGCCGUGCACCUGUUCGCCCUGAUGAUCAGCACCUGCAUCCUGCCCAACAUCGAAGCGGUCAGCAACGUGCACAACCUCAACUCGGUGCGGGAGUCGCCCCACGAGCGCAUGCACCGGCACAUCGAGCUGGCCUGGGCCUUCUCCACCGUCAUCGGCACCCUGCUCUUCCUGGCCGAGGUGGUGCUGCUGUGCUGGGUCAAGUUCCUGCCUGUCAAGCGCCAGGCCGAGCGGAAGAACGGCACCGUGGUCGACGGGAAGGAUGCCUCCAUCAGCGCCGGCGAGGCCGCCGCCAUCGCCUCCACCUCCAUCAUGGUGCCUUUCGCCCUUGUCUUCAUUGUGUUCGCCAUGCACUUUUACCGCUCCCUCGUCAGCCACAAGACUGACCGGCAGUUCCAGGAGCUGGAGGAGCUCUCCAAUAUAACCAGACUCCAGAACCAGCUAGACCACAGAUCAGAGCCACCUGCCAUGCAGUCUCCCAGCUCCCAUUUUCCAUAGCGACACACAAUUGUGGGGGGGGGGGAAAAAAAUUCAAUUUGAGCCAUUUUGAAGGGUUGUUUUUUUGACUACUGUAAAAAGAUUUUUCUCAGCAUGGACAUAUGUUUAAAUAGAUUUAAAUGAUUUCUAUAAAUUUAUUGAUUUUGACUGCUGCUUUUUUUUGGGGACUUUUUUUUUUGUAUUUAUCCGUUUGUUUGUUUUUUUUUCAGUGGCAGGGUAAACAGAAUCGGCAGAAAAUUUGCUGCUUGGAUGCAUGCACUGCCCGGUUAAAAUAAUGGUUCUUAAAAUACAUUAAUUUUUCAGGCUAUCCCGUCCUUCCCCUAAAUAAAGGGAAUCUAACAUUUUCAUUAGCAGUGAUGCAGUAACAGCUGGGAAAUUUUAAAGUUCUUACUUUUUUUUAAAGGUAUUUGAAAACAGAAAAAAAACAUGAAGUUGCAGCUAUGAAGUGCUUUUUGUACUUGUUAAGUAUAUCUUAAGCAGCAUGAAGUUUUCAUGGUCGUCUUUUGGGAUUCAGGUCCCACAAAAAAAGCUUCAUAGCAGAGUGCUGAACAAAACUGGGGUUCACAAUUCACAUUUUAGUGUUCCAUGAAGUCAACAUUUCUGGGAAUAUUCACCGUAGUGCCGUUGAUUAAUUGUCUCUGCUUCAUUGCCCCUAAAAACGAAACUUGAGCUGAUCCAAAUGUUUUUUUUUUUGGCAUCCGAAAUGGUGCGAUAAUUGCACGACGUGACAAUCUGCUUGUACCAAAGGUGCCUACGUGCUGACAUGCCUUUUCUCUGUAUGUAUGGCCGGUCAGGGUAAGAGGAGUAUUUGCAUACAGGAUAAACAUCUCUGAAAAGCAAGCCUAAAUUGUGUUUUGAUUUUUUUUUUUUUUUUUUAAUCUAAAACAUGCUGCCCGGUCAAUCCUUCUUUGGACGGGGUUUAAGUGCCAGGCCUCUAACUGUAGCCAUGUUCUAACCGUGGCUUUAGCCUGGCCCGAAUCACUCCCAGCGGCAGCUGCUCUGCUUUCUGUCGCAUUCACACUGCUGUGUCAAAACAAAGCCGUGCCAGCAGCUGGGAUGUGAGAGGAAGUGAUACUACGUAUAUGUGAUUAGAUUGUGAAAAAAUUACACCAGGCAUGGUUUCGCUGUUGUAACAUUUUUUUUCGCAUAAAUUGAUGUGCCUUUAUAGCGGGUUACGUUCGAUUAUAUUUUUAUAUAGUCUGCGAAGAUUAAAAAUUGACAUGGAUCACCACAGUUCAGUUCAUAGGUCAUCACUGUUGCAGUCAGAUAAACAAGUAAGCUAGAUAUAUAUAUAGCUGUUUCACUACCAAGGUUGUUUCAGAUAAUGUUACUUGAAAACUACCGAUCAUUUUCCAAAUGAUGUAGUCAGGUAUGCUGGUUUUUCACUGCAGUGUCUAUAUCUGUAGCUUGCUCUCUAGUCAUGAUAUUUAUUUAACAUAGUUUCCGAGCUCCUCAUCACAUUUUUUAACAGAACAGUAAUGUUCUUGUAAAAUCAGAAUUAUUACUGUAUACAGUAGAAACCCAGCUGGGGACCUUUUAAGUAUGUAGUGUUAUGUAUAUAGUAUUAACCUAAGGUUAAUACUGGUGUGUAAGCUAGCUAGUGUUAGCGAAUGUGUGAUCUCAUUAUAUUUGCAAAUCCAGAUCAGUAUUCUGGGCUCAGACUGGUAUGGUGCCAGAUAUAAUCCAAUGAAAUACCUUUCUAUUA